GUCAAUGGAAAGUUUAUGCUGCGUCUCUUCAUAAUGAGUCGAUGUGGAGGAUUACGAAGUACACGAACACCCAUGUUUGUGUGCCUAAUGGAGAAUGUGAGAUGUUUAAGGUCCCAGUCAUAGCUAGGUUAUUUCUUGAUAAGAUUAGAGAAGAACCAGAUUAUUACAUGCCUUUAAAGAUGGAACAGACCAUAAUGGAGAAGUGGAAGAUAUCAGCUACGAGAGGUCAAUGUCAAGCUGCUAGGAGAAAGGCAUUGGCAUGGAUAGCGAGUGAAUAUGACACUCAAUUUGAACGUCUUCGAGACUAUGGAGCUGAGAUAUUGGAAGCAAAUCAAGGGUCUGUGGUAGAGAUUGAUACGGUGAAGAAUGACGCUGGUCAUGAUGUGUUUAAGCGAUUCUAUGUCUGCUUUGAUGUUCUUAGGAAAACAUGGAAAAAAACCUGCAGGCCACUAAUUGGGGUUGAUGGUUGCUUCUUGAAGGAAAAGAUUAAGGGUCAGUUGUUGGUGGCUUUAGGAAGAGAUGCAGACAAUGCUAUCUAUCCAAUAGCAUGGAGUGUUGUUCAGGUUGAGAACACAGAUAAUUGGAGCUGGUUUGUGAAUAGGCUGAAGAUAGACUUGGAGUUAGGUGAUGGAGAUGGUUACAUUAUGGUUUCUGAUCGCCAAAAGGGAUUGAUUAAGGCUGUUGAGUUAGAAUUACCAAAGAUUGAGCAUCGUAAAUGUGUUAGGCACAUUUAUGGUAACCUAAAGAAGACUCAUCCAGACAAGAAGCAAUUGAAGAAACUGCUUUGGGAUCUAGCUUGGAGCUACAACACUAGAGAUUACGAAGAGAGAUUGGAGAGGAUUCACGCAUAUGAUAGCAAGGUCUAUGAAGAUGUCAUGAAGACUAAACCAAAGACAUGGUGUAGGGCAUUCCACAAGAUUGGCAGCUAUUGUGAGGAUGUUGAAAACAACUCAGUGGAGUCUUUCAACAAUACAAUCAACAAGGCGAGAGAGAAACCAUUUGUGGCUAUGUUGGAGACUGUUAGAAGGCUUGCCAUGGUUCGAAUUGCUAAACGGUCUGCUAUUUCUUAUUCACAUGAAGGAUUAUGCACUCCUUAUGUGACCCGUUUCCUUGCUGAUGAGCAUAAGGCAGCUUCUACAUGCUUUGUAUCUCCCAGCACAAAUGGAGCGUAUGAAGUUUACUUGGGAUACGAUAAACACCGAGUUUGUUUAAAUGCCAGAACUUGUACCUGCAUGAAGUUUCAGAUUUGUGGAAUCCCAUGCGAACAUGCUUACGGACUGAUGAUCAAGAAGACAUUGGUAGCUGAAGACUAUGUGUGUGAAUGGUUCAGAACUGCUAAGUGGAGACAGAACUACACAGACGGGCUUGUUCCACAAAGAGGUCCACGCUUUUGGCCUUCCACUGGGGGUGAGAAUGUGUAUCCACCUCCAAAGCCGGACGAUGAGAAGAUCGACAAGAAGAGGAAGAAAGGUGUUAAUGAGUCACCUACCAAGAAGCAACCAAAGCAAAAGAAAAGAAUCAUGCAUUGUGGGAUUUGUGGUGCAGCUGAUCAUAACUGUAGGUACCACCAGAAGAAGAAGAAUAAGAAGAAUACAACACAAGUGGAAUCUUCUCAAGGUUGUCUCACUCAAGAGAAAUAAUGUGGGAUGGAGGAUUAGCAUAA
This is a messenger RNA of Camelina sativa (false flax), 1663 nucleotides long. The record is from RefSeq and is a predicted model, not a curated record. Lineage: Eukaryota; Viridiplantae; Streptophyta; Magnoliopsida; Brassicales; Brassicaceae.